Aspergillus fijiensis CBS 313.89 is the source of this 1125-nucleotide messenger RNA. Its product is annotated as SDR family oxidoreductase. Gene Ontology annotation, cellular component: cytosol. Lineage: Eukaryota; Fungi; Ascomycota; Eurotiomycetes; Eurotiales; Aspergillaceae. Gene Ontology annotation, molecular function: oxidoreductase activity. The transcript has 2 exons. Bases 206 to 1111 code for a protein of 301 amino acids. The record is from RefSeq and is a predicted model, not a curated record.
CGGGGAGGCAAUUUUGUCAAUACUGUCGAUUUUGUAGCCAUGCCUAACAAACGCACCCGAAGUGAAAGAAACAUAAAGACUGGGUUGUCAGCAUUUAGUAGUUCUAUGAUUAGGGAUCAGCAUCAACGUGCAGUACUUGCCAUCGGUCUUCCCGCUACCCCUCGUCUUUCUUUUGGUUCGACAAGAACGAAAAUAGCGAUCUACAAUGGCACCCUUCCCCUCCCCAACCGCCGUGUGGCACGACAAAGCCUACCCGGAGAUCUCCCCCUCGCGCCCCGAACUUUCCGCGCACGGGAAAACCAUUCUCAUCACCGGCGGAGGCACCGGCAUCGGUGCCGAGACCGCCCGCCGCUUUGCUCAAGCCGGCGCCGCCCGCAUCGCUCUCCUCGGCCGCCGUGAGCUGCCUUUGCUGGACACCAAGGCCUCGAUCCAGCGGGAAUUUCCGGCUGUCGAGGUCUUCACAGCCCCCACGGACGUCACCCGCCAGAGCGAGGUCGACGCCGCCUUCAGCCAGUUUCUCAGACCCGGAGGGCAGAUCCAUGUCCUGGUGAGCAACGCGGGGAUGAUCGGCCCCAUGGUGCCUGUGGCCGAUGCCCCCGGCGAACAGGCCCUAGACGCCAUCCAACAGAACCUACACGGCGCGUGGUGGGUGGCGCAGGCGUUCUUACGCUGCGCAGCGCCCGGCGCCGUCAUCAUCGAGACCUCCUCCAGCGCGGCCCACGUGAACUUCGGGCCCGGGUUGGCCCCGUACAGCGUCGCCAAGAUGGCGGUGUUCCGGUUGUGGGAUGCGGUCGGGUUCGAGAAUCCGGAGUUGCGCGUGUAUCAUGUGCAGCCCGGGGUCGUGGACACGGCGAUGAACCGCGAGGCUGGGGGCAUCGAGGCACUCGGAUUCGAGGAUAAUGUGGAUCUACCUGCGAGCUUCUACGUCUGGCUGGCCAGCUCCGAGGCGCAGUUUUUGCAGGGCAAGUACUUGUGGGCCAAUUGGGAUGUGAGCGAGCUCAAGCGGAAUGCGGAGGAGAUUCGCUCUACCUCGCGACUGGGCAUUCAGCUGGGCGGGUGGCCGUUCGCAGAUGAUAGCUGGAGGCUUAAUUGGGAGUCUGAGAAUGUGUAAGGGUGCACCCCGGC